AAAAGUCGUCGUCGGGUUGCCCCAUCAAGCUGCCGCCAUUUUGCCCAGUGCCGAGAGGAUUGCGUCGAGAGGAUUCCAAAUCGCGGCGACGCGACCUCAGAUUUGCGGAUCGAGCCCAGGACGAAAAAGGGAUAUUUUUGGGUUUCGGUGCAGGACGUGCGGCCGCGGAACGGUUGAACGAGAAGAAGUUGAGCGACGAAGGAUCGGCCGCGGAGGAUUGCGUGUGUUUUUUGUUUUUUUUUUGCCUCGAUAUUAUUUCUCUCGUUCACUUCUUGCUCGUCGUCGCCGUCGGUUGGUCGGGAUCAUUGGUGUUAGUUCGGGUAGUGAUGUCGAGAGGGAAGUGUAGUCUGGCGAGCGUUCGACUUGGACUGGUCUGUCCGUACACUAAUUAUGGCCGAUGGUUGAUUUGUUUAUUUUAAAAUGAUGAAUUAUGUGCCUUUUCGCGACGCUUGGCCUGUGCCGAGCUAGGACCCAGUGUGCGUCGACAGUUUGAUGGAAUCUCCGCUGAUCAUGUGUUUCUCUCCGAUGCGAGACUUCUAAAUAAACCCGUGUUUUAACAUACAUCUCUACACAUACAUACACUACUACUGCACUCACUCACUCUCUCACAUAGAGCGACGACGAACGACAUUCGCAUUACUCUCUUUUUUAACACACUGACUACGGCUUAAUAUUAUUAUACCCAACAUAAUAUUUUCCGUUCAUUUGUUUUGCUCGUCUUCUCUUCCGGAUUCUCGGCUCGCUUUAUCACACAGCCAAUCCGUACGCAAACGUGUUUUGUUUUUACUAUGGCCGAUCAUCUUGUUGAUGGACCGCCGAAUGCCAAAAGGCAGAAACUGGACGCGUUCCAGGGCCAAUCGGACUCUUCCGUGUCGAUGCAACACGCUUUCAACUACAACUUGGGGCCUGGACAUGGCCAGGGCCUCGGACAAACACUUGGUGGUGGCCAAUCCAAUCCAACGCAUCAAUGGAAUUCGCAACAGCACCCAAAUGUAUUAUCAAACAUGGACAUGAUUGAUUUGGAAAACGAUCUGCCUGAUGAGCUGAUGUCGUCGGGGAGCUCCUGGGGAAUGCCCGACAACAUGGGGGGAAACAGUAAACCUCCCGCACAAGGCCCCGGCCCUGGUGGACCAAUGCAAAACGGUGGAAUCGACAACGACGGUCCAAACAAUGCAUCUAUGAGACAGAUACAAUUAAACCACCAUUUGCUUCAGUCCAAAGGGCUGAUGGGCAACACGCUUUCAAUGGCCGUUAACCAGCUAGGCAGCAAGAGUCCUAUAUUACAGUCACCUCCCAAUGUGACUUUGCCAAAGGCAAUUGUAGGAGAGUUGUCCAUGGGAGGAAAUAUCCAAUCUAGCAUUUCGAACAACAUUGGUUUGCAAUCAAUAGCAAACAACGGCAGUUCGCCACAAGUAAUGAGCUCUAUACAAGGUAUCAACAAUAGCGGGGGUAGCAGCAACAUGGUUAUGAGCAAUAGCAGUAUGAAUACGAUGAGUGGCAUGGGUGGAGGCGGUUUGGUAGUCAGCAGCAGCACCAUAAACAAACCGAACGCCCCGAACAUGUUAGCCCCUGGCCAUCUUCCGAACAACCACAAUGUUGGUUUGCAAAAUGGUCCGAUAAUUAGCCGUUCAAUAAAUCUGCAAAUGAACCAGCGUCCGCUGGGACCCCAAAGUGUUCAUCAAAUUGGUGCUCCUAGAAUGCAGCCACCUACAAUGAUUUCGUGUGGACCGCCUGGACAGAACAUCACUGGCGGCACGCCAUAUGCGUAUCCCAAUGGGGGUCCGCAAGGUGUACCCCAAGUUGGAGUAGUAGCUCCUCAACAAAGAGGUAGCGGUUUGAGUUUACAGCAGCGCUUCAUUAGUCCAACCGGAAACGUUGGUCCCCAAGGAGGCGGUGCAGGUGGUGAAGGCGGCAUGGCCCAAACCCAACUACCUGCCCCGUCUCCAGCACAACCGCAGUCUGGUGCUCCAAGUGGGACACAACCUGGACCACAGACUGCAACUCAGAAUCAAGUUGGUGUACCUACGCCAUCCACCGAUCCAGAGAAAAGGAAGUUGGUUCAGCAGCAGCUUGUACUGCUUUUGCACGCGCACAAAUGUCAAAGACGAGAGUCACAAGCAAAUGGUGAAGUGGCGCUCCCACAUUGCACCCUUCCCCACUGCAGAACUAUGAAAAAUGUACUAAACCACAUGAUGACAUGCCAAGCGGGCAAAAGUUGUGCAGUUCCACACUGUAGUUCGUCGAGACAAAUCAUAAGUCAUUGGAAACAUUGCGUGCGCAACGACUGUCCAGUAUGCUUACCUCUUAAGCAGGCAGACAAGAAUAGAAACAACCCCACUGCUGCCACUACAGCCCCACAAAGUACGCAGUCGCCAAAUCCAUCUCCUGUGGAUAUGAGACGAGCCUACGAUGCUCUGGGAAUUCAAUGUCCGACUACUUGUGCUACCCCACCUUCUGGAUUAAUACCUAACAUAGCGGGAGUACAAACGCGGCAUCGACUUCCUCUAUCCGCAGGUUCUAAUAUGUGUGUGAGGGUUUUGGCUCCACCUCAAAAUAUAGUGGCGCCAAAUGUAAGUCUACCAUUGGGCAGUAACGACUCGCCUGCAUCUCAACAAAAUGCAGUUGCGCAAGCGGCUGCUAACCUUCCGCAAAGUGUUUCUAAUAACCAGUUAUUUGGACUCGGAAACGAAACCAAUAAUGCCUCUUCCUUGGUUGGUUCGGAUAAUAGAGUACAAUUACCAGCUGGUUUACAACCGGGCCAGGUGACGGCGACGCCUGUCCAGGGUACAAAGGAAUGGCACCAUUCUGUAACGCCCGAUCUCCGAAACCAUUUAGUCCAUAAAUUGGUCCAGGCCAUAUUUCCCACACCAGAUCCUCAAGCUAUGCUUGACAAGCGAAUGCAUAACCUCGUGGCAUACGCGCGGAAGGUUGAAGGUGAUAUGUAUGAAAUGGCCAAUUCCCGAUCUGAAUAUUACCAUUUACUGGCCGAGAAAAUUUAUAAAAUCCAAAAAGAAUUGGAAGAAAAGCGGCAACGUAGGAAAGAACAACAGAUGCAAUCCCAGCAACCUCAGUUAAGGCCAGCACUGCCUGGGCAGCAACAACAGGUUGGAGUUCCUCCUGGCGUAGUAGUACCUCCACCAAGGCCUCCGGGUGUUGUACCCGGUUCAAUGUCGCAAAAUCCAGCUCAAGGUCUCCGAAGUAAUUCUCCAGCAUUAGGUGGCAUGAGCAUGGGAUCUCAAAUAAAUAACUGUAAUAAUCGUAUUCUAUUUACGGGCCAAAAUGCUCAAAACGCCCAACAACCUAAUGUUGUUGGUUUACCUGGACCAUCACCUACAGCUUCGAUCAAUAAUCCAAGUCUGUCACCAUUUAGCCAACCAAUGUCACAACAGAACACCGGUCAAGGCACCCCAACAUCUCAAUUUUCUACUAAUUCGAAUGGUCCAACGUUACCACUGAGUUCUCCUGCUGGUAGUGGAGGUGGCAUAGUGAACUCUGCUGCAACCAAUGGAAACCAAAUCAAUAAUGUUGCUGCAAAUAAUGCCUCGCAGCAACAGCAAUUCAACGAUGUACUGAAGAGUCGACCGGCACCAUCGCCGUCAGCUUUCGGUCUACAGCAAAGCGGAUUAAACUCUCAGGCCACCCAACAACAGCAACAACAACCCCAGCAGCAGCCACAACAACCAAACGCUAGGCUAUCAACGCCUUCAGACGUGACGACACCGCAUACAUCGGCAGGACCGAAAUCUGUGAGCUCGUCGCGGGGUGCUAGUCCUGCUCCGGCAACACCAAUAGUGGCAUCAUCUCCAGCACCUACAGUAGCAAGUCUCGGUAAAGGAAUGUCGAACUCGGAAAGGGCAGCUCAAUCAAACGUAGUUCGUCCAUCUAAUAUGUCAUCUAUAAUAUCGGCAAUUACUGCUGCUGCUGACCGAAAUGAUGAUUCGCCACCUCCGUCAAACGGCGGCGCUGGAGGCGGAAAACUAGAUCAAAUAAAACAAGAGCCGAUGGACUGUAAAGACGAUGGUAAUGGGGAUGGAAUGCAUGCAUCCGACAAUGGUUGUUCCGGAGGAAAAGGCAUCAAGACUGAAAUCAAAAGCGAACCGAUUGAUAAUGAUAACGAUAAUAAAGAUGAUAUGCAGAUAAAACAGGAACCGCGUACCCCUUCAGAGGGUUCUUCCAGUCAGGAUAUUAAACCUGCGACCAAUAUGGAAAUUAUGCCGGGAAUGAACAAUCCAACGAAGCUUUUUAAACCAAACGAGCUUCGCCAGAAAUUGAUGCCCACAUUGGAGAAACUGUAUAGACAGGACCCCGAGAGUAUACCAUUUAGGCAGCCUGUUGAUCCCAGUUCCCUGGGUAUUCCAGAUUAUUUUGAUAUUGUGAAACGUCCUAUGGACUUGUCUACGAUCAAGAGGAAACUAGACAUUGGACAAUAUUCUGAUCCAUGGGAAUAUGUAGACGACGUGUGGUUAAUGUUUGACAACGCAUGGUUGUACAACCGGAAAACAAGCAGAGUCUACCGAUAUUGCACUAAGUUGUCCGAGGUGUUUGAGCAGGAAAUUGAUCCUGUUAUGCAAUCAAUUGGUUAUUGCUGUGGACGUAAAUAUACCUUCAAUCCACAAGUCCUCUGCUGCUUUGGGAAACAACUGUGCACCAUUCCAAGAGACGCCAAAUACUAUAGUUACCAAAACAGUUUAAAAGCUUAUGGUCUCGGAUCCAACAGAUAUACUUUCUGCCAGAAGUGCUUCAACGAUAUCCAAGGGGAUACUGUAACGUUGGGCGACGAUCCUACCCAAGCUCAAACCGCUAUCAAAAAAGAAGAAUUUAAGGAAAUGAAAAACGAUCAUUUAGAGAUGGAACAGUUUGUAAUCUGCAAUGACUGCGGUCGAAAACUUCAUCAAGUAUGUGUUUUGCACAUAGAAAAUAUCUGGCCAUCCGGCUUUAUGUGCGACGAGUGUCACAAGAAGAAAGGCUCGAAACGCAAGGAGAACAAAUUCAACGCGAAACGUCUACCAGUUACAAAGUUGGGAAUAUAUAUUGAAACAAGGGUUAAUAACUUCUUAAAGAAAAAAGAAUCUGGAGCUGGAGAAGUCAGUAUACGUGUUGUAUCCAGUUCGGAUAAAUUAGUGGAAGUUAAACCUGGAAUGCGAAGUAAAUUCGUAGAAACUGGUGAACUGAGCAAUGAGUUCCCUUAUCGUGCAAAGGCAUUAUUCGCUUUCGAGGAAAUCGAUGGAGUAGAUGUUUGUUUUUUCGGAAUGCAUGUGCAAGAAUAUGGUUCCGAAUGUCCAUCGCCGAAUACGCGGCGAGUCUACAUCGCCUAUCUAGAUUCGGUUCACUUCUUCAAACCUCGUCAUUGCAGAACUGCAGUUUACCAUGAAAUAAUCUUAGGUUAUUUGGAUUACGUCAAAAAGUUGGGUUACACUAUGGCUCAUAUAUGGGCAUGCCCUCCUUCUGAAGGUGAUGAUUAUAUAUUUCAUUGUCAUCCAUUGGAACAAAAGAUUCCGAAACCAAAACGGCUCCAAGAUUGGUAUAAGAAGAUACUAGAUCGAGGAAUCAUUGAGAGAACUGUUCUUGAUUAUAAGGAUAUUUUGAAGCAGGCCAUGGAAGAUAAUUUGCGAUCGGCGGCUGAUUUGCCUUAUUUUGAAGGCGAUUUCUGGCCGAAUGUUCUCGAAGAAAGCAUUAAAGAACUGGAUCAAGAGGAGGAGGAAAAACGCAAACAAGCUGAAGCUGCUGAGGCCGCCGCCAAUGCGGUAAAUAUUUUUUCCAUGUCCGAAGAUUCUGAAAUAGGCGCCGAUGGAAAAAAGAAAGGUCAGAAAAAGGCUAAGAAGAGUAAUAAAUCAAAAGCCAAUCAGAGGAAAAAUAGCAAAAAAUCAAAUACUCCUCAAACUGGUAACGACCUUUCAACAAAGAUCUUUGCCACCAUGGAAAAACACAAAGAAGUUUUCUUUGUGAUUCGUUUGCAUUCUGUGCAGUCUGCAGCUAGUCUUGGGCCAAUUCAAGAUCCCGAUCCAUUUAUCAGUUGCGAUCUCAUGGAUGGUCGUGACGCCUUCCUUACGAUGGCACGAGAAAAGCAUUACGAAUUUUCCUCGUUGCGUCGUGCUAAAUAUAGUACAAUGUCCAUGUUGUAUGAACUCCACAAUCAAGGACAAGAUAAAUUCGUGUACACUUGCAACAACUGUAAAGCUCACGUAGAGACACGCUACCAUUGCACCGUGUGCGAUGACUUUGAUUUAUGUAUUCAAUGCUACGAGAAAAAUGGGCAUCCACAUAAAAUGGACAAACUUGGUUUGGAUUUGGAUGACGGUUCGUCCCCAAGCGAUUCUAAACAACAAAAUCCACAAGUGGCGAGAAAGGAAUCGAUCAAAAGAUGCAUCCAUUCACUGGUGCAUGCAUGUCAAUGCCGAGACGCCAAUUGUCGCUUGACCAGUUGCCAAAAGAUGAAACGUGUAGUUACACACACGAAAGUUUGCAAGAGAAAAACGAAUGGUGGUUGUCCCAUAUGCAAACAACUUAUUGCCUUGUGUUGUUAUCACGCUAAACACUGCCCUGAAACCAAAUGUCCAGUGCCAUUCUGUUCGAACAUCAAACAUAAACUUAAGCAGCAACAACUCCAACAAAGAUUACAACAAGCUCAACUGUUACGUCGUCGUAUGGCUGUGAUGAACACGACGAGAGCCCAAGGAACGAAUUUGGUCAGCAACAGUGUUCCAAUGGGAGUACAAGGUGUUGUUCAAAAUGUUGUACCGGCAGCUGCUGUUAGUCCAUCGAUGAAUGCAGCUGGAAUGGGCAAUGCAGGUGGCAUGGGCGUACCUUCACCACAUCAACCUGGAAUUGGUAUGAAACCAGGUACCCAAACACCGCCAGCGAAUGUUCUUCAGGUAGUGAAGCAAGUCCAAGAAGAAGCAGCUAGACAGCAGGGAUCUCAUGUUAGUUACGGAAAAAAUAAUCCUAGCGGCGUAGUUCCUGGCCAGAAUAUGCCACCACCCCAAAUCCAACGACCUUUGGGGCAUAUGGGUGCUGGACAAGGUGGCAACUUAUUACCUAUGGAACAAUGGCAGCAUAAUAGAUAUCCGGGUAGCGUAGGGCAAGGUAUUAGGCAGCCUGGACCAGGCCAAGUGAUGCCUGGUCAAGGUUGCCAAGUGGGUGGUGCUCCUAGUCAUAUGCAAGGUAACACGCCGGCCGUGAGAACUGGAGUGGCAGGCAUCAACCCGCAAGGUGGCACUAUGCUUCAUAAUAAACAAGCACUUGCCCAAUUAAUGCAGAUGCUGAAAUCUCCACAACCUCAAUCCCCAGAUCAACAAGCACAGAUUUUGCAAAUACUCAAAACGAAUCCACAAUUGAUGGCAGCUUGUAUCAAACAACGACAGGCUCACGCUCAGGCAAUGCAAAACAGUGGAGGAGGCGGCGUCGGUGGAAACCCUCAGCAGCCUCAGUUACCUCACAUGCUCAGCCAGCAGCAACCUGCGCAAUUGCAGGGUAGAAUGCAGAUGCAGCAAACUCCAAUGAUGGGACAAGGUGGUCAGCCAGGCGUUCCUGGAAACCAGGCUGGACAAAUGACGCAGCAACAACAGCAGUGGUAUAAGCAUCAACAGAUGUUGCAGAUACAACGGCAGCAACAGCAACAAUUACAACAGCAACAGCAGCAGCAACAACAACAGCAGCAGCAGCAACAGCAGUUCCAACAACCACCAUCGUACCAGGCCCGCCUGCCGGCGUUACGGCAACCAUCGAUGGGCUACAACAACUUCCAGGAUCAACAGUAUCCACCGCCGAUGCAAGGACUGAAACCAACGCCGCCACCUGUGCCGUCCCCGCAAGGAGUGAUGGGGCCACCGAUAUCGGUUCAGCAGCAGCUCAUGCAAAGUGUCCGGUCGCCGCCACCAAUUAGAUCGCCCCAACCGAACCCUUCGCCCAGACCUACACCCAGCCCGCGCAACCAACCAGUGCCGAGCCCCAGAGGCCCGCAACCCUCUCCCCACGACCUCGCCGCCUCUGAAAUGCUUUUAGGACAAAAUCAUACGAAUCAACAAGAUAAUGAUGUACCUACAUUGACUCCCCAAGACCAAUUAAGUAAAUUUGUUGAACAGCUUUAGUGGUGAGUGCAUUCGCCGAACUAAAAUUACAUGGUGCUGUGUUAAUAUUUAAAAAAUAACUUCGUACAAAGUGAUUUCUCUUAUCAUGAUCAUUUACUUCAUUUUUAACUUUAUA
Nicrophorus vespilloides is the source of this 8202-nucleotide messenger RNA. RefSeq names its product CREB-binding protein (gene nej). The transcript has 17 exons. Lineage: Eukaryota; Metazoa; Arthropoda; Insecta; Coleoptera; Silphidae. The record is from RefSeq and is a predicted model, not a curated record. Gene Ontology annotation, biological process: positive regulation of transcription by RNA polymerase II. Gene Ontology annotation, cellular component: nucleus; histone acetyltransferase complex; transcription regulator complex. Gene Ontology annotation, molecular function: histone acetyltransferase activity; protein binding; transcription coactivator activity. Bases 789 to 8087 code for a protein of 2432 amino acids.